Rotaria sp. Silwood1 is the source of this 735-nucleotide messenger RNA. The record is from the annotation of a GenBank genome assembly. NCBI's taxonomy places the organism in Eukaryota, Metazoa, Rotifera, Eurotatoria, Philodinida, Philodinidae.
AUGGAAGAACAAUUAGAAUGUUCAGAAAUACAUCAUUUUUUAAAAGAAAGAUACUUUUCUACAAUUCUUCAACGCUGGCUGUCAUGUACUUGUUGUACAUCAUUAUAUCCUGAGAGUCAAUUAGGAAUUGCUUCCAGAGAACAUGAAUUAUAUCAUGAUGUAGUUCAAGGAAAAUUGUUAUGCAGAAAAUGUAUUGAAUUCAAAACAUCAAAUAAUAACUCAUAUUGUCCUUAUGCACGUUAUAAAAACAAAUUAGAAAUUGCUUUGGCUCCAGAGGAUUUAAACUUGGGUUUCAUAGAACAACGAGCAAUUGCAUUAACACAUAUUUACAUGAGUAUUAUUUUAAUUCGUGGUCGUCAAGCUGCAUCAAAAGGACAAAUAGUACAUUUUCAUGUUGAUAAAGAUGUAAUUGUUGAUGAAAUAUUGCCAUUUCCACGAUGUUAUGAGUUCAUGGCUGUUGUACAAGAGAAACCAAUUAGAAAUAAUGAGAUUCGUACAACUGUUAGUUAUUCAUUUAGUCCAGUGCAAGUUUUGAAAGCAUUAAAAUAUUUAAAAAAACAUAAUCAUUUAUAUUCAGAUAAAAAAUUAAUGACAAUGGAAGAAAUUGAAGAAUGCUUUAAAUGUCGUGACGAAGAUAUUAUACCAAUUAGAAUCAUUGAUAGUUAUGCUUACAAUAAUUGUACUACGAUUACACCAAUUAUUGAUUCAUUACAAACUUUAUGUGGACCUAAGUAA